This is a messenger RNA of Camelus dromedarius (Arabian camel), 2362 nucleotides long. RefSeq names its product ciliary neurotrophic factor receptor (gene CNTFR). Gene Ontology annotation, molecular function: ciliary neurotrophic factor receptor activity; cytokine binding. Bases 284 to 1402 code for a protein of 372 amino acids. NCBI's taxonomy places the organism in Eukaryota, Metazoa, Chordata, Mammalia, Artiodactyla, Camelidae. Gene Ontology annotation, cellular component: external side of plasma membrane; CNTFR-CLCF1 complex; membrane. The transcript is spliced from 10 exons. Gene Ontology annotation, biological process: ciliary neurotrophic factor-mediated signaling pathway. The record is from RefSeq and is a predicted model, not a curated record.
GCAGAGCGGGCGGCGGCAGCGGCGGCAGCGGAGGCGGCGGCUCCAGCCCGCGCGGCGCGGGGCUCGGCGGCGGGAUCGGGCAGCGGUGCUAGCUCCGCGCUCCCUGCCUCGCUCCCUGCCGGGAGCGGUCGAAGGGCGAGGUGCGGAGCCCCGGCGACCCGAGGGCGCGAAUCCAGUCUUGUCACAUCCUCCCGCCCCCUUGGUUUUGGAAGUCUCAGGAAGAGUUUGGUCCGGAGGAGGAGGAGGACAUUGAUGUGCUCGGUGUGCAGCCAGUGGUGAAGAGAUGGCUGCUCCUGUCCCGUGGGCCUGCUGUGCCGUGCUUGCUGCCGCUGCCGCCGUGGUCUACGCCCAGAGACACAGUCCACAGGAGACACCCCAUGUGCAGUACGAACGCCUGGGCUCAGACGUGACUCUGCCGUGUGGGACAGCAAACUGGGAUGCAGCUGUGACGUGGCGGGUGAAUGGGACAGACCUGGCCCCUGACCUGCUCAACGGUUCUCAGCUUGUGCUCCGUGGCCUGGAACUGGGCCACAGCGGUCUCUACGCCUGUUUCCACCGUGACUCAUGGCACCUGCGCCACCAAGUCCUCCUACAUGUGGGCUUGCCCCCGAGGGAGCCCGUGCUCAGCUGCCGCUCCAACACUUACCCCAAGGGCUUCUACUGCAGCUGGCAUCUGCCUGCUCCCACCUACAUCCCCAACACCUUCAAUGUGACUGUACUGCAUGGCUCCAAAAUUAUGGUCUGUGAGAAGGACCCAGCCCUCAAGAACCGCUGCCACAUCCGCUACAUGCACCUGUUCUCCACCGUCAAGUACAAGGUCUCCAUAAGUGUCAGUAAUGCCCUGGGCCACAACGCCACCGCCAUCACCUUCGACGAGUUCACCAUUGUGAAGCCUGACCCUCCAGAAAACGUGGUAGCCCGGCCAGUGCCCAGCAACCCUCGCCGGCUCGAGGUGACAUGGCAGACCCCCUCAACUUGGCCUGACCCUGAGUCCUUUCCUCUCAAGUUCUUUCUGCGCUAUCGGCCCCUCAUCCUGGACCAGUGGCAGCAUGUGGAGCUGUCGGACGGCACAGCGCACACCAUCACAGACGCCUACGCGGGGAAGGAGUACAUCAUCCAGGUGGCGGCCAAGGACAAUGAGAUCGGGACCUGGAGUGACUGGAGCGUGGCUGCCCAUGCCACGCCCUGGACUGAGGAGCCACGACACCUCACCACCGAGGCCCAGGCCCCCGAGACCACGACCAGCACCACCAGCUCACUGGCCCCCCCGCCCACCACGAAGAUCUGUGACCCCGGGGAGCUGGGCAGCGGCGGAGGGCCCUCAGCACCCCUCUUCAUCAGUGUCCCUCUCACUCUGGCCCUGGCUGCCGCCGCCGCCACUGCCAGCAGUCUCCUGAUCUGAGCCCGGCAUCCCGUGAGGACAUGCCAGCGCACCUGCAGAGGAGCAAGAGGCCGGCACUGAGCCCGAAGACCCCGGUUUCUAUUUUGCACACGGGCAGGAGGACCUUCUGCAUUCUCUUCAGACACAAUUUGUAGAGACCCCGGCAGGCCCGGGCCUGCCGCCCCCAGCCCUGCCACACCGUGCUGCCCCUCCUCCCUUCCUCAGGGAAGGGGGCUGUGCAGCUAACCCACCCACCAAAGACCCCCCACCCCAAACCUGCCCCCUCGGGCUGGACCCUCCAAUGCCAGCGACUCCCAGGAGCCCUUGGGGGGCCUGAGGGGAGCCCCUCACAUCCAUCAUUUCUCCUCCUGCCCCAGCCUCCUGUCUGUCCCAGGGUCUCUGUUGCCACCAUCAGAUUAUAAGCUCCUGAUGCUGGGGGGGCCCAGCCAUCCCCCUCCCCCCAGUGUCCACACUUUUCAGUCCCCCACCUCUGCCCCUAUUUUGUACGACCCUCCCCUUUUCCUCCUCCUUCCUCACAGUAUUUAAUGCCCUGUCAGUCCCUUCUAGUCUGACUCAAUGGUAACUUGCUGUAUUUGAAUUUUUUAUAGAUGUAUAUACAGGGGUGGGGGGUGGGGGAGUUCUCAUUAAACGUCACCAUUUCAUGAGUCCUCGGAACAGACCCACUUUGGGAGGGUAGCCCUCCUCCCAGGAUUCCUCCCCAGAUUCCUCGCCUUCCAGGCCUGGAGGAGGGAAGGAACUGGGGUUGGAGAGAGUCACCUCUCUCCAGAGAGGUGGGGGAGGCAGUUCCGCUCUCGGGCAGCUGUGUCUGGGGAUGAGGCUUUCAGCGUCUUUGGAGGGUAGGACGCCCUGGAGGCCAGGGCCAGAGCUGUGGGGGAUGAGGGGUCCCAGCACGGCAGGCCCCACUCGGGGGCAUCCCUCAGCCCCAGAGGCUGCUGAAUCCGGGCAGCACUAAGGGUACCC